Molecule: messenger RNA, 634 nt
Organism: Asparagus officinalis (garden asparagus)
Lineage: Eukaryota; Viridiplantae; Streptophyta; Magnoliopsida; Asparagales; Asparagaceae
Product: adaptin ear-binding coat-associated protein 2-like
Exons: 6
Coding region: 67-369 (100 amino acids)
Biological process (GO): endocytosis
Cellular component (GO): membrane; clathrin vesicle coat
Source: RefSeq, a predicted model, not a curated record
ACAAGGCUUGUUCCGCCUUCUCACGCGAGGGUAGCCGACGGAAUUUUAAAGAUCAUCACAAAGACUAUGAAGAAGAAGAGAGAGGAAUCAGAAGCUAUUGAACUGAUACUCUUUCAAGUUAACGAGUUCUACGUGUAUUUGAUACCUCCAAGGAAGAGCGCCGCUUCUUACAGGGCCGAUGAAUGGAAUGUCAACAAAUGGGACUGGGAGGGUUCACUAAAGGUCGUAAGCAAGGGACAGGAGUGCAUUAUCAGACUGGAAGACAAGACCACAGGGGAGCUAUAUGCCAGAGCAUUUUUGCGGAAUGGAGAGCCACAUCCUGUGGAGCCAGUAAUUGAUAGCAGCAGGUUAUCAAAUAUUAAAGUAUAAGGAGAUUGAAUUAUGUCUUGUUUUCUUAUCUGUAGCAAUGAGAGCCUACUAAAGUGAUUUGCUUAUUGCAGUUAAUGAAGCGGGGAUGAUUAGUCACAUAAUGCGAGCAACUUAUUUUCAUAAUGUUACAGUUCAUUGCAUGCUUUCGCCUAUUGUUGAUAACUUGAAAGUUUGUUUAAUUGCUAAGUUUUUUUGGAAUAAACUUGUAGUCAAUUACCGGGACUAAUAUGCAUUCCUUCUGAUCCUAAAUAUUUUAGUCACAUAA